This is a messenger RNA of Catharus ustulatus (Swainson's thrush), 1854 nucleotides long. Its product is annotated as probable E3 ubiquitin-protein ligase IRF2BPL. Bases 157 to 1854 code for a protein of 565 amino acids. Gene Ontology annotation, biological process: regulation of transcription by RNA polymerase II. Gene Ontology annotation, cellular component: nucleus. The transcript has 2 exons. NCBI's taxonomy places the organism in Eukaryota, Metazoa, Chordata, Aves, Passeriformes, Turdidae. The record is from RefSeq and is a predicted model, not a curated record. Gene Ontology annotation, molecular function: transcription corepressor activity.
CCCUAUUUUAAGGAGGUGUCCCUAUUUUAAGGACGGAUCUCUGAUCGAUCCCAGCCCCAGCGAGCGAUCCCCGAGUGUCCCAGCCGGGUGUCCCCAAUCCCCAUCCCUGUCCCCCACUGUCCCCCCCCCGUGUCCCCCGGUGCCACCCGCGGUGCCAUGGCGUGGCGGCGGCAGUGGUGCCACCUGUGCGAGCUGCCCAAGCCGCCCUGGGCCGUGGUGGGCGACUUCAGCCAGGCCGUGUGCCGCGGCUGCGCCAACUUCGAGGGCGCCGGCCGCGUGGAGCUGCUGCUGGCGGCUGCUCGCCACCUCCGGGGCCACCACGUGUCACCGAGUGUCCCCAAGGAGCUGGGGGAAGCUCUGUACACUGAGCGUCGCCUCUGGGGCCACCAAGUGUCACCGAAUGUCCCCAAGGAGCUAAGGGAAGCUCUGUACACUCAGCAUGACCUGCAGGGCCACCAUGAGGCCACCAGGCUGGCCUUGUCACCGAGUGUCCCCAAGGAGCUGGGGGAAGCUCUGUACACUGAGCAUCACCUGCGGGGCCACCAUGUGUCACCCAGUGUCCCCAAGGAACUGAGAGAGGCUUUGGACACUGAGCGUCACCUGUGGGGCCACCACGAGGCCACCAGGCUGGCGCUGUCCCCAAGUGUCCCCACGGAGCUGAGCUUGUGUGGCCGCGUCCCCUCCAAGCGCCGCCACCACCGCAAUGUCACCGCGGCACUGCCACCGUCACGGGCUGUGUCCCCAGGUGUCCCCAUGGAGCUGAGCCGCCACCACGCCACCCGGGCCGUGUCCCCAAGUGUCCCCACGGAGCUGAGCGACGCUUUGUGCGGCCGCGUCACCUCGGAUGUCACCGAGCGCCGCCCGCGCCGCCACCACCGCGAUGUCACCCUGCCGCUGGAUGUGUCCCCAAGUGCCCCCACAGAGCUGAGUGACGCCUUGUGCAUCCGCAUCACCUCGGAGGGGACUGAUCGCCGCCACCACGCCACCACCCGGGCCGUGUCCCCAGCCGUCCCCGCGGCCCUGCAGCGCCACCGGGCCGUGUCCCCGGCGAUGUCACCGUCUGUCCCCGCGGCGCUGAGCGCGGCGCUGGCCGAGGCGUGGCCGGGCAAGCCGCGGGCGGUGCGGGAGCGCCUGUCGGUGCUGGCGGGCUGCGCCCCGUUCGCCGUGCGCCUCCGCAGGGACCACGCGCUCGUGGGGAGGGUCCUCGCCUUCGACGCCGCCCCCCGAGCCGGCCCCGGCGGCAGCGGCGGCGACUUCGAGCUGCGGUUGUUCGCCGAGUACCCGUGCGGCUCCGGCAGCGUGUACGGAGCGCUGGGCUUGGCCCGCAGGAUGUUCCAGGACUGCCCCAGGGCUCCGGGCAGAUCCAUCUCCUCGGGCUACAAAUACCUGGAGUACGAGAAGCGCCAGGGCAGCGGCGAGUGGAGGCUGCUGGCGGAACUCUUCACCGAAUCCGUGCGGCUUUUCCGCCGCCCGCCCUCCCCCGAGGCGCUGCCGCAGCAGCAGCGCUGCCACCUCUCCUCGUUGUCGCCGUUGUCGCCACCUCCGGCGCGGCGACGCCGCAAAGCGUGCCCCGAGUCGCGGGUGGUGGCGGGCGAGGCGCUGAGCUGCGGGCGCUGCCGGAGGCUGCUGGAGGACACGCACUUCGUGCAGUGCCCGGCCGUGCCCCGGCACCGCUUCUGCUUCCCGUGCGCCCGCCGCGCCAUCCGAGCCCGCGGGCCCGGCGGGGCCGUGCACUGCCCGAGCGGGGGGCGCUGCCCGCUGGCCGCCUCCGGCCUGCCCUGGGCCUUCAUGCAGGGCGAGAUCGCCGCCAUCCUGGCCGGGGACGUCCGGGUCAAGAGGGAGAGGGACCCCUGA